CCUUGUCCUCGUGUAUCUGCUUUUUGGUUUUGAUUUGAAACAUUUGCAUUGGGGUCCUUCAACUACUCUCUGCAACACUAAGACUAACCAAGAAGAUGCAAGGCAGCAUUUUUCUUGUGGUUAGCUUGGUGGUUUCAUCCACUCUUGCCACAGGAGAAUUAAAUAUAGUUGACGUUGGUGAAAACAGGAACAUAACGGACGAUUUGUUAGUUGAUGACAUUCAUGAGCUGCCAAACACUGGAAGAAGUAGUACCUUGGGAAAAGACAAUCUGUGGAACUCCCCAGUUCCAUAUGUGUUGGACAAAAGCCUUGACCUGAACGCUAAAGGAGUCAUCAUGAGAGCUUUGGACCAGUUCAGGGUGAAGUCAUGCAUUGACUUUAAACCAAGGGAUACUGAGGAGUAUUACAUUUCAUUCGUAAAAAAAGAUGGGUGCUGGUCAUAUAUUGGCCGAGUACUCACCAACGGACAGAAUCUCUCUAUUGGUGCAGGCUGUGACCACAUUGGCAUUGUUGAACAUCUGAUGUUUCAUGCUUUUGGCUUUUACGAUGAAGAGCUCAGAUACGACAGGGAUGACUAUGUGCAGAUUAAUUUUGACAACGUCAUAAAAGGUAAAGAAAUGUAUUUCACAAAAGUCAACCGUUAUCUGAGCACCACUCAUGAUGUGCCAUAUGACUACCUAUCUCUGAUGCACUCGGACAAAAAUUACUUAAGCAAUGGCAAUGGCUCUACAAUUAUUACCAAAGAUCCCAAAUUCCAAGAUAUGAUUGGUCAAAUGCUGGAAAUGAGUCCUCGUGAUGCUCAAGAGUUGAAUCUGCUCUACAAAUGCAAUUCCACAGUUGCCUUUAUGUUUUACUGUGACUUUUCUAAUGGGAACAUGUGUCAAAUGGGCCAAAUAAGCAGGUGCACACACAGUGACAAUGCGUGGAAAGUGGUUACACAAGUUAAGAAGGGUCCAAAGUCUGACCACACCACUCUACCUGCUGGAAACGGAGUUCAAGGUCAGGAAACAGGAUACUUCAUCCAUGCCAGCACAGGAUCAGGUCAAGAGGGAGACUCAGCUUGGCUGGAGACCAAAAUCAUGAGUGCUAAAAGGGAAUGUAAAGUCCAGUGUCUGCAGUUCUACUAUUACCACAGUGGAAAUGAGUCUGAUGAACUGAAAAUCUGGAUCAGAGAGUUUCGAGAUGAGCAGGACACCAAAGGAACAUUCCACCUCAUGGGACAGAUCACUGGUCAACCGACGUAUCAUUGGCAGAUCCACCAUGUUUCCCUGAAUGCCACCAAAAACUUCCAGGUGGUGUUUGAAGUUCGGAAAGGAGCAGGAAGCUCUACAGGCGGCUUUUCAAUUGAUGACAUCAAUCUCUCUGAGACUGAGUGUCCACACGUUACCCUGCAGAUUGAUGACUUUGAGAGACUUUUAAGCACUAGUGCCAUUGGAACCAGAAUAUACAGUCCGCGGCAGUACUCCAAGGAGGGCUAUGCAUACCGGAUAGCUGCUAUACUCUACCAGAACAUUGUUGGAAUGUUUGUGCAGCUCUUGUCUGGUGAUCAUGAUAGCCAGCUGGAAUGGCCUUCCCUACAAAAACAAAUGACUUUCCAACUGCUGGAUCAAACCCCUAACAUGCAAAAACAAAUGUCAAAGCAGUUCAGUUUUGUUACUCACCAAAGCCACAUGUUAGAUAGUGGAAUCAAAUGGUGGGACAACCCUCGUAAAACUGGACACAUCGUUACUUUUGAGAAUGGUGAGCCAGUCUAUGGUGGAGUUGUGGUUGGGUACCAUUAUUUUGCAACUUUGGAAGAACUGCAAACCGGGGAGUUCCUGAAGGGAGGGAGCGUCAUUCUCAUGUUCAGCUUUGAAGAUCUCACCCCUCUAGUUAAUGGAAGCUCCAUGCCUUGUCCUCAAGUGAGACCAGUGAACAUUACACAGCGUUCUACAAACUGGGAUAAAGGCCCGUGUUUUUUAACAGGUACUCCUGGGUUCUCUCCUGGUUUGGUCGCUUCCCCCAUCCUCACCCUCCUGCUGGCAGUGAUACCUAUGCUGGCUUGAUGAGCUGCAGAUUUUCCAUUCAAAUGUUUUGUCUUUGCAAAAACAUUAACAGUAAUGCUUCUGAAUUUCUAUGGAUAGUUUCUUUAAAAAGAAGAUUAAAAGUAAACACUAUAUUGCAAACAGAAUUCUGAUUAAGAGAAAGUGUGUGGAAUGAAAAAUUUACAAUGUAUCUUUUGGUGAUGGGACUACAUUUAUCAUUGUUGAUAAUGUCAAAAUAUUGGUAAAGAAAUACUGUUGGCUUUCCUCUUCUGAAUUAUGAGGGCUCAACCAGUUCGAGAUUUGUUUUAAAUUUGAAUUUUCCAAUGUUGUAUUUACCUCCACUCUUAUAUACUUUACUAUGGGUCUCUGGGCUUGGUGGCUUAAUAAAGUGGAUGCAAAUUUCAAAAACAAAUAUCUGGGACCUUUUCUGCACUCACAGUUGUCAUAAACUACCACAAAAUGUUUUUUAUUCAAUGUCCCAUUCAGUGAAUAUUACUGCAUUGUGUAGUGUUUUUUUACAACCAUGUAACAUUACUGGCUUUUGUUGACCAGAAGCUUCAACCUGCUGCUUCUUCACUGUUUUCAUUAGGGUUUUUGGGGAGGUUGGAUUAAACUUAACAAAUUCAAAUGGUUUUCUUUAACAAAUAGGGACAGCAUAGAAGGCAAUGUGCAAAUAAAAUAAAAGAAUUCCAUUCA
Molecule: messenger RNA, 2720 nt
Organism: Girardinichthys multiradiatus
Lineage: Eukaryota; Metazoa; Chordata; Actinopteri; Cyprinodontiformes; Goodeidae
Product: meprin A subunit beta-like
Exons: 14
Coding region: 96-2045 (649 amino acids)
Biological process (GO): proteolysis
Cellular component (GO): membrane
Molecular function (GO): protein binding; zinc ion binding; metalloendopeptidase activity
Source: RefSeq, a predicted model, not a curated record